Messenger RNA from Lolium rigidum, 1875 nucleotides. Its product is annotated as beta-glucosidase 31-like. The transcript is spliced from 11 exons. The record is from RefSeq and is a predicted model, not a curated record. Gene Ontology annotation, molecular function: beta-glucosidase activity. Gene Ontology annotation, biological process: carbohydrate metabolic process. NCBI's taxonomy places the organism in Eukaryota, Viridiplantae, Streptophyta, Magnoliopsida, Poales, Poaceae. Bases 130 to 1701 code for a protein of 523 amino acids.
UUCUAGCUCCCACGCAGCAGAAUCUUUGCAGAGGAAGCAGAGCAGCGCCGGCGCCCACUGCCGUGGUAAUUUCGGGCCACUUUUUGACAGUCGGAAUCAGGGAGACCAAACGGUCAUUGAACACCGGCGAUGGAGCUCACCCAUGGCGAUUCUCUCCGGCGUGUGCUCCGGGCCGUCUCUCUCAUUCUUGCCUCCACCGUCUUGUCCGAGGUCGUCUCAGCUGCGGCUACCCGGGCGGACUUUCCGGAGGGGUUCGUCUUCGGCGCCGGCACAUCGGCUUACCAGGUUGAAGGCGCGUGGGCAGAGGAUGGCAAGAAGGCGAGCGUCUGGGACACAUUCACGCACGACGGCUAUUCCAUCGACCAUGCGACUGGAGAUGUGGCUGCGGACCAGUAUCACAAGUACAAGGAAGAUGUGAAACUAAUGCAUGACAUGGGUCUGGACGCCUACAGGUUCUCCAUUGCCUGGUCAAGGCUUAUUCCAGAUGGGCGAGGAGCUGUGAAUCCCAAGGGGUUGGAGUACUACAACAAUCUGAUCAAUGAACUCUUAAGCUAUGGUAUACAGCCUCACGCAACGAUCUAUCACUUCGACCUUCCCCAAGCUCUUCAAGAUGAAUACAAUGGCUUGCUCAGUCCAAGAAUCAUCGACGAUUUCACGGCGUACGCAGACGUGUGCUUCAGCAGCUUCGGCGACAGGGUGCAGCACUGGACCACCGUCAACGAGCCAAACAUCGAGCCCAUCGGCGGGUACGACCAGGGAUACCUCCCGCCGCGGCGGUGCUCCUACCCGUUUGGGUUCGACGCCGUCCCCUGCACCGGUGGCAAUUCCACGACGGAGCCGUACAUCGUUGCUCACCACCUUCUGCUCGCCCACACCUCCGCUGUGUCCCUCUACAGACGCAAAUACCAGGCUGAGCAAAGAGGGCAGAUUGGACUCACAUUGCUGGCCUAUUGGUACGAGUCGGAGACGGAGAAACCUGAGGAUCGAGAAGCAGCUGCAAGGGCAAAUGACUUCUCAAUUGGAUGGUUCAUGCAUCCUUUGGUGUACGGCGACUAUCCACCGGUGAUGAGGAGGAACGUCGGGUCCAGGCUGCCGGAGUUGACGCCAGAUGAGUCGGCAAGGGUGCGCGGCUCAUUCGAUUUUGUGGGGAUCAACCAGUACGGUGCCAUCCUCGUUGAGGCGGACCUGAGCCAGCUGAAACGCAAGCUCAGAGAUUAUUACGGUGACACGGCCGCCAAAUUUGUCACACCACCAUUUCAGAGCUCAACAAGGAACCAGCUGAGAAGCCGUGAGGCUCCAUGGGGGCUGAGCAAAAUGCUGGAGCACCUGCGGACCAAGUACGAGAACCCUCCGGUGGUCAUCUACGAAAACGGAGUUGGGCACGAGCCAGACCCUUCAGGCGAGUUCAUGUACGAGGACGAGUUCAGGGCGCAUUUCCUGCAGGUGUACAUCGAAGCGGCGCUGUCUUCCAUGAGGAACGGCUCCGACGUGCGCGGCUACUUCGUGUGGUCGUUCCUCGACGUCUUCGAGAUUCUGUUCGCCUACAGGUUCCGCUUCGGCCUCUACGGCGUCGACUUCGGGGACGAGCAGCGGACGAGGUAUGCCCGGAGCUCUGCGAGGUGGUACGCCAGCUUCCUCCAUGGCGGCGAGCUUAGGCCGGUGGCGACUAGCGGAGACAGAGCCGGCUUCUACUCUGAAUGAUGGAUGAGCAAGCACCGGUGAUGGACUACCGCCCUGAGCAGAGAGAACCGAACGCAACUUUUUUUUUUUAGAACCGAACGCAACUGAGUGGUGCAGCAUUAUUUGCGGACGCGAAAAUAACUACAGAGAGCAGAAAUAAAUAUGGAAAUAAAUAUUGUCAGAACAGCAAUGCUA